AGCUAUUUUUACUUAGCAGAAUCUGGCAGCACUGGUUUGGAGCAGCUAUACUUUGUGUCCUUUACUAACACUAGUGGUCGCAGUAGAAUUAAUUUUUUUCCGCAAAAAUGAUGGACUUGCAGUCCAACGACGACAUUGAUUUGGAAGAUGGAGAGUUGUCAGCGAGUGGGGACGACGAAAUCUAUACGCCACUGCAACGACCGGCUCCCAAAAUUGCAACCACACCUGCUGCAAUCGCCAUAGAGAGCGUUGCAAGUCCGCUUGCCACAUGCCACCAAAUACAAAGCGCCCUCGACGAUGACGAGUCACAGUCCAAUACCGAAUCUUCAUCGGGCGAAUCCUCCGAAGAGGGUUGCAUCAAAAAGUUACGCACCGAUGCCGCCUCCACAGCCUCAACUGGGCUCAAUCAGAAGAAACGCAAGAAGCGCAUACGACGUACGGUUAUGGUACGAGUGGCGCCGCCAACAGACACCGAAUCAAAUCGAGCACGUUUCAAGAAAUACAACGUGUGGACUGCAGCGUUACAGGAGGAUGCGCUUAGCGAAAAUAUGCGAGGUUGCGAUGUCACCCGAAGCAGCAGCGACCGCAAUGUGGAGAAUUAUGAUUUUUCAAUGCGAUAUCGUAUGAAUGGUGAGAAUACAUUAAAGCGUCGCCUAUCUAACUCCUCCGAUGAGGGUAGCUCACAUCCAGCCCACAAAAGGGGUCGUCAAUCAAUGCGUCCUUCGACAGUAGAAAGCCAACGGGCGAGAAAUUCGGUGAAGAGCCGCCUUGGACAGCGUUCGCGUUCACGUCGUGGCAAUUCAUCGACUAGCGGUUCCUCGGAUAAUUCGAGUGAGCCAAGGCAUAUACCCGACUUGCAGGAAACGGGCGGACGAGAUGCAUGUGAUGUGGCCAGGGAAAUGGCCAGCAAACUCUACGAGGAGAAGGACGAACUCUUGGUGCGAGUUGUUGAAAUUCUUGGUUUAGACGUGCCUUUGGAACUAUACAAGGAAACUCAACGUAUUGAAGCUGAUGGAGGCAUGAUGAUCAAAAAUGGAAGACGUCGUCGCACGCCGGGUGGAGUAUUUUUAUUUCUUUUGAAGCAUCAUGAUAGUAUAACGCCAGCGCAACAAAAGUCAAUUUUUACUGAAGAUCGCCAAAAUGACACCAAAUCUCGCAAGCAAAUUGAGACAUUGAUACGCGAUCGCAAGGUCGAGGAACUGAAAAAAUGUCUGAGCGACAAGAGCACCGAAUUGCCUUCAUUGCUAAUACGCAAAGAGCACGAGUCUUUGAAUCAAAACUAUCAGCCUGGCAGUUUAUCUAAUCCGCCGCCAUCGCCAGUUGGACACGAACAGAAUAGCCCUGAGUAUAAGACACAUGAAAUAAACAUAAAUCUCAUUGAUGCUGAUCUACCCUCAACUUCAAAAGCUGCAGCAGCGACGGUGGGCCUUAAGGAGUUGGUCAGCUAUGAUGAUGAUAUCUUGGAUAUUAAUUGCGGCGAAAUGGACCUAUUCUAAAUGAACAAAACGCAAAGCGUUACAUUAUGCGGUCGGCCAUUUAUUUAUAUUCGAAAAAAUAUAUAUAUUUGUGGCGAUCAGUUUUACAUCUAAAUAGCUAGACCCAUAAUUGUACAUCUAAAUAAAUAAAUAGUAUGUAAGAUUUUUAGAAA
Drosophila sulfurigaster albostrigata is the source of this 1648-nucleotide messenger RNA. RefSeq names its product phosphorylated adapter RNA export protein (gene Phax). Lineage: Eukaryota; Metazoa; Arthropoda; Insecta; Diptera; Drosophilidae. The record is from RefSeq and is a predicted model, not a curated record. Gene Ontology annotation, cellular component: nucleus. Gene Ontology annotation, biological process: snRNA export from nucleus. The coding region runs from base 108 to 1496 and encodes 462 amino acids. The transcript is spliced from 5 exons.